UACACAUUACAAAGCAUACACAUAUUGAUCAUAUUAAUUUCAUUCAAGAUCAAUGGAGAGAUUGAACAAAAUGGUGUCGGAGAAGCCCAUUGUGAUAUUUAGCAAGUCGGAAUGUUGCAUUAGUCACACCAUCAAGUCCCUCUUCUACGAUUUUGGUGUUAACCCUAUGAUAUACGAGCUUGAUGAGAUGGCGAGGGGCCAAGAGAUCGAGCAAGCACUAUCGCGGCUAGGGUGUAGCCAGACUGUGCCUGCGGUGUUCAUUGGUGGUACAUUUGUCGGUGGCGCCAACGAGAUCAUGAGCCUCCACCUCAAUAGGUCCUUGAAGCCGAUGCUCAAAAGUGCCGGCGCGUUGUGGGUGUAAUUUAUUAAUUGAUACUACCAUGGUAGUAUUAAUUAAUUUAUGAAGCCUUUUGUCAAUAUUGAAUUAUGUUGUGUGACACUAUGACUUGACCAUGAUAGUAGACGUUUAUAGGGGAGUGAGGGUUUAAUUGUGUGCUUCAGUUUUCCUAGUUAUAUAUAUAGGAGUAGUAGUAUAAAAUAAUGUGUAUACUUCAACCUUUUUGUAUUGAAGUUGCACUUUGAUAUGUAAUGCAAGUAAUUAUGAAAAUAGA
This is a messenger RNA of Salvia hispanica, 611 nucleotides long. The record is from RefSeq and is a predicted model, not a curated record. Lineage: Eukaryota; Viridiplantae; Streptophyta; Magnoliopsida; Lamiales; Lamiaceae.